Molecule: messenger RNA, 1737 nt
Organism: Blastomyces gilchristii SLH14081
Lineage: Eukaryota; Fungi; Ascomycota; Eurotiomycetes; Onygenales; Ajellomycetaceae
Exons: 1
Coding region: 829-1215 (128 amino acids)
Source: RefSeq, a predicted model, not a curated record
GGUAACUACGCAGUACUUAUUAUGAAGGACUCAAAAGCCCAAUCAACGCCCAAAGACUAGCCUGUCUGUCUGUAGGUGUGCGACGACGUCGCAAGACUGGAUUGGAUGGAGCUUUGAUUCAAUGAUGAAUCCUGACGAAUCAUCCUUCUCCCGCCGUUGCAAAACGGCCAGAUCGCGGCUUGCCGAACAGCUCACCUUGAAGGGAGCUUCCAACGUGCCCGCGAUGCUGGAGCUUGAUAGGCUCUAUUUAUCCAGCAGCCUGGGAGCCUUUUAUAUUUGAAGGCCUCCGGAGAGUCGGCGAUGCAAGGCGGAAAUCAACCCUGCCUGUCUGAGUCUAUGUAUCGAGUGCUUUUGGAAGAUUCAUGGGGACCUAUCUGAGUAUCGCCCCCAAGGCCUCAAUAUUUACUUCUAAUUCUGUGUGACUACAUAACUUUGGCUGGCCUCUGCUGGGUUUAAUUUUUUGACGUUCUCAGAGGAGGUUCGAAUCCCGGACACACAUAUAUUUUUUACGGUAUCAUUCCCUACUAAGUGCCCUUCUUCCAAAAGACUUGCAAUUCGUACCCAGUGUCAGAUCAAUGUUGAACUUCAUAGAAACGUUCCGCGGUUUCGUGACCAGGACUCCUCCCGUUGCCUACACCACCACCCAAGACUAUACAGGAAUCUUAUUUCCUCACCCGGAUACCCCCUGAAAUCCGCGUUCUAAUCUACAAACUCAUCUUCGGCCGCGAUACAAUCCACCUCUUGCACAACAAGGGCCGUAUCAGUCAUAUCCGCAUACCCUCUACGAAGCCGAACUAGGCGCAACGAAUAUGAUCAUUUUUACUUUCAAUGCUCAGUCGACAGGUUGCAGGUCGCAGGUCUCCAGCCUUCCUCCUAACAUGCCACCAAAUCCACAAUGAGGCCGCCCCUCUCUUCUACUCCACGCCUGUCUUCCAGGAGACAUGGAAUCCAUUCGCCAAGCUCAUCGGGCCGGAGAACCUGUUCACAUGUCAGAUUCCUCCGGGCGCCACCCACCCGUCCACCUCUAGCUGGCGUAGAGUUGCUCCGGACCGCCCGCUUCCACCAUCAGUAGCAGGGGGAGCCAACCAAAGACAGUGGUGGGACCGAUGCUGUGGGCCUCGUCGGUGGCGGCGGAUAGUAGCUACAACAAGGACGAGGAGAGGAACGUCUAUGAUGAGUUCUGCGAUAUAUUGGCGACGAAAAUGUAUGGACUAAGGGUUCCUCAUGCUUGUUCUGGUGUCGCUGCCUGCUGGCCCGGUUCGGUCGCUGGACGCUGAGUGGCAUCGUCCCAUCCGGCGCCUGAGGGGACUGAUGGAGUUUUCGCUUGAGAUACGGAAUGAGUCUGAUGCGGAGGCUGAGGAUACGGAGGCCUUGGUAAGGUUUUUGAGGGAGACGGUUUGUACGCGGAGACAGAGGAGGGGGGGGGGGGUUGUGUUGAAGUAAUUCGGACUGGCUUGUUGCCCGUCCGUCCGAAGGGGAGCGGAGGCAAGGGAGGAGAGUGCUUAGAUGUAAUGUACUAGUGAAACUGCGCCUGUACUCUCCUUCGAUAACUAUAUGAUAAUUCCUCAUUGUUACAUCGCGUGUGGUUUUAAGAGGUUCUUGAGGCUAGCCUUCCUUUUAAUUUAAGCAUAUUUAUUUUGCUUAUAAGAAAGUAAGAUCCUAAUCUGAUACUAUCCCUUGAUAAAACAAGUAGGUUAAUGAAUAUCAAGUUCAUCCUGUCAUAAGAAAAAAGAAAAG